AUGACGACUGACUUAUUAUCUGAUUGCAUCGAAGAGAUUAGGAGAGCCGAUUUCGUGGCUUUGGAUUUAGAAGAGUACUAUACACACUGUUCGCAGUCGGUGGAGAAGUUCAUGGCGGUGCAGCUGGGUGUGUGUUGUGCACGGCGGCUGGAUUCGAACUCGCGUGAACAGGUUUCGGGACGGCGGUCACCCGAACCAGCGGGGGACCCGGAACACACUGCGGUAGGGGGGGAUGACGGCCGAGCGGAACGGACCGGGAAGCGCCGCCGGGGACGACGGAAACGGUCGGACGAGUCUCCGAGACCGGACGCGGAGCUAGAACCGGACGCGGAGGCUCACCAGGCGCCAGCUUCCGGCCAGGCGCCAGCUUCCGGCCAGGCGCCAGCUUCCGGCCAGGCGCUAGCUUCCGGCCAGACACCAGCUUCCGGCCAGGCGCCAGCUUCCGGCCAGGGACAGGAUUCCGGCCAGGGACAGGAUUCGAAUCAGGGUUCUGGAGAUUUCCUUUCGGGUGGUUUGGGUGACGUUAUAGCUGAUGGCGCGUUGGGCGGUGUGUUACAUGACGGUGCAAGUCGGUUUGUAUUGUGUCCAUACAACUUCCACUUGUACCCGCGAGACCGACGGACGGUGUUUGGGUGUGAUAGCUUAUGUUUAUCAUGGCUACAGGAGCAAGGCUUUGAUUUGAACCGGUGGGUACAUGAUGGGCUAGAUUACGAGCGGUUGCAGGAUGUUACUUGUGUGUAUAAAUCGGUUGCAGAUUCAGUCAAAUUGAAUGGUGCUCAGCGUAUCAUCGAGACAAUAAUCGAGUAUGGGAAGCCGGUGGUGUUGCACAAUGGUUUGCUGGAUUUGUUACAUGUGUAUGACAAGUUCAUUGCACCGCUACCGGAGACGUUGACAGACUUCGGUAAGGAGAUCGUUCGUUUAUUUCCGGGUGGUAUCUAUGAUACUAAACGUAUAGCUGCGGAAGGUCGCGAAUUUGUAUUCCCGCGACUUGGAUCCAACCGUGGAGCAACAAGUCUAGACAGUCUCCGCUUCCUUCUACAUACACACGGAUCGAAGGUCAAAUGUAUCCUAGACCCACAUUCCCUCUACAUACUCAAUGAUCCUAUCCGACCCACUCAUCCUCCCACUCAUACUCCCACUCAUCCUCCCACUCAUCCUCCCACCCAUCCUAACCAGAAGUCAAUUGCAAAGGGCGAUAACUCCCCAACAAGUAAUGAAUCAAAACGGAAGCAUUCUGGAGAGGGAGGACAAAAAGAAGGGGCCAAUAAAAAGGCUAGACUCGCCACCGCCAAAGAACAUGAGGCCGGCUAUGACUCACUCAUCACGAUGCACCUCUUCUUACUCGAACUUGAAGCCGUACACCAACAAGAUAAACACUCAUCCUUCGCAAUACCCGACGAUUGGAGUUCAAUGACGUUAAUGAAAUCCGUGCGCGACAAGUUAGAAGUGGCAAACAUCGCACCGGGUUUCGUGGACCUGGUCGCACAUCGUUCGAAAAUACGCGCCCGUAUGCAAACCAAUGUUCAAAGAUCCGCAGUCACUGGCGAGGAAAUUCUUAGCGCUCCACUCUUCAAGAAUGUCAAGAAAGAUCUUUGA
Messenger RNA from Gregarina niphandrodes, 1596 nucleotides. RefSeq names its product CAF1 family ribonuclease. Gene Ontology annotation, cellular component: cytoplasm. The transcript has 3 exons. NCBI's taxonomy places the organism in Eukaryota, Apicomplexa, Conoidasida, Eugregarinorida, Gregarinidae. The coding region runs from base 1 to 1596 and encodes 531 amino acids. Gene Ontology annotation, molecular function: RNA binding; 3'-5'-RNA exonuclease activity. The record is from RefSeq and is a predicted model, not a curated record.